AUGAAGGCGUCACUAGUUUGCCUUUUCGCCUCGGCGGCUUUGGGGGGUCUGGGAACCGCCAGCUCGGUCGUGGCGUCGCAAAGCCCUCGACCGGCAGGCGAGUCUCAACACGGAGCCGAGGACGUGUUGGUAAGCCCCGAGACUGCUGUCCUGGAACGACUCACGACGAAAUCACAGCCCAGUACGCGCAGGCUCACAAGCGCAAAGCAGUUCAGUCCACACUGGCGAGGACGUCAACGCCGGAGACAGUUCGAAACGCGAGACAACAGGCAACUGAAAAGCUCCGAAGAGCUCGGCAAAGAAGCGUUCCUCAAGCUCCGCAACCUCUCGGGCGACCGGACGUCGCGGAAGCUCGUCACGUUUGACAUUCUAAUCCCGUUCGCGCAAGCAGCCCUCACCGAGCUCAAGAAAUGGGACCACCCCAUCGGGCACGCGGUCAACGCGUUCGAGGACGCCGUCGCGUUCGUACAGAAGGAAAUCGGGGGCGAGCAGGUCCCCGAGAUAUACGGCAACAAGCUGAAGCUGCGAAUGAUUUGCUUCCUCAGCACCGAAGACCGGGACGACAGCGUGGGAAGGGCGUGCAGCCGACUCCGCGAGCACACGGAGCCGCAAGCCCUCGAGCAGGAACGCAAGAUAGAGACUCUGUUCAUGAAGAUCUUUGAGGACUGCGUCGCGGCCUCGUCCGUCACCGACGGCGACGAGCAGAACGAGUUGAUGCUCCGGCACUGCGAGGCGCUCAGCAGGCAGACGCUCGAUCUCAAGGAGGCGACGGAGCAGCUCAUUGCGUUUCGGGAGCUGGUGCAGCAGAGGGUCAAGCACGGCGGCCACGUGGACGUCAACGACGUCAACGAGGCCGCGAGGCUCAUCGAGAAGGGCGGCUUCGGCACGCUCGACAAGUCGGACCCGAAUUGGCCGACCAAAAUGGCCACCUUCUAUCUGGGCGACGUCUUGGCCUUGAGCGAGCCCAAGAAGGACGACCAGCCGGCGUGGCUUGGCCCGCCCAUGGUGUACGCACGAGACAUCCCGAAAAACCAUCCGGCCGAUGUGAAGGCGUCUCUUAUCGUCUACGAUGGAGUGUACAAGGGCCAGUUCACGGAGCACGACCUCGAGGGGGAGGAGUCGUGCUGGUCGGCUCUGGGCCUGGUGGAAUUCAGGCCUUACAACUGGGAUGAACGGUCUGCCGCGCUCACCUACGUCAACCUGAUUAUGCGGGCUUCCCAGCUUGAGUGCAAAGCCUGCGAGUCGCCCGAGACGCUGGGCUGGGAGCUCAGAUGCGGUUCAAUCGUGGCCUGA
Molecule: messenger RNA, 1293 nt
Organism: Metarhizium album ARSEF 1941
Lineage: Eukaryota; Fungi; Ascomycota; Sordariomycetes; Hypocreales; Clavicipitaceae
Exons: 2
Coding region: 1-1293 (430 amino acids)
Source: RefSeq, a predicted model, not a curated record